CUCCAUCCCGCACUGUUGAAUAGGUUUCUUAACAAUAAAUCCUAAUCAUACUCCUUGUACAUUUGCCAUUAUCGAUUUCGAGAACAUUCAUCAACUCGUACGCUACAGCGUGGUCCCUCCUACAGAGACCUGACCCGGGAAGAUCGGUCAAUAUGAGCGGAGAGUUGCAAUCAUGGGCAUUGCCUCGCCUUCAACGCCUGCUUCCAAUCGAUGACGAAUCGCUUCGAGAAGUUAUAACCUACACCAACUCACUUUCCAAGGAAACAGGUGCCGAACACCUGAAGAACUUACUCGGCGAUUCACCGCAGGCAUUCGAGUUCAUCUCAUCUUUCAAUGCACGAAGACCUCAAGUGUCUUCGGACAGCAGGAAUGCGUCACAGACCCGCCCGGCGUCGACGGCGGAUGAGACUGGCGUUCCAAGUCCGAAGAAGAGAGCUGCGCGGAAAACAAAGCCACCACUUCAUGCCGUUGGCCCUGCUCGCGUACCAGAAGGAUAUGGCAACGUCUCUGGAGGAUAUACCAAGCAGUACAACACAGACGACAAUUACUCAUCAAGCAGGGGAUCUCUUUUCCACGAUGAGGAUGUACCUUCGCGGACUCGUACGCCUGAUGCCCUCCAGGCGCCCUUCAGUACUACUCGGGCUGCCCCUCAGUCCAAUGUGACUUCGCGGGAUGCUUCACCAGCUCCCAAAUCCAAUAAAUUGCCACCUUCAGCAUCGGGAAAUUUGAUAUCAGAUUUUGGAUUCGCAAAUGUCCGGUCCAAACAGUCAAAAAAGCCAGCACACCCGUCACAUUCGCUGCCACAGUCUGGAAGCUCGACACCACAGAAAGGCGGCCCUUCCGCUACCACCACUUCAAAUGUGGCAGAUUUGACGGCAUCAAUUGCAGCUCUAGAGCUAUCUACCAAUCCCACCUUAUCGAAAGAGAGAAGAAAAUGUACCUGCAAUGCCUCCAUCCAUCCCUUGUUCGAGACCGCUCCAAACUGCCUGAACUGUGGCAAGAUCAUAUGCGCCUUGGAAGGCCUUCAACCAUGCUCAUUCUGUGAUGCACCUAUUUUGUCAAAGGAGCAAGUCGAUAGCAUGAUUAAGGCACUGAAAGAAGAGCGGGGUAUUGAAAAGAUGGCUGCUCACAAUGCUUCCCAGACACACUCCGGUCGGGGUACACCGGCGUUUGGAGGAUCAACUCCCGAGGCACUUUCAGGAGACGAGUCCUCAUUAGCGGCAGCACGAGCGAGAGCACAUCGAGAUAAACUUCUGGCAUUCCAAAGAGAAAACGCCCAGCGGACUCGAGUCUAUGAUGAGGCUAGUGACUACGACAUGACUUUGACGCCAGGGUCUACGCAGUGGAUGAGUCCGGUUCAGCGUGCUGCAGCGCUGAAGAGGCAACAGCAAUACAUUCGCGAGAUGGAAGAGGCAAACAGACCGGAAUGGGAAAAGAAAAAGACGGUGAUGAGCAUGAGCAUCAAGAAUGGGAAACUUGUCAGAACAUAUGAGCGCCAGAAAGUGUCGGCGGCUACAGAGAAGAUUGAUGAGCCAGUCAUCGAUGCUGAUAUCGAGCAUGACCUCGCUGAUCAACAUUUGAGUGUUGGAGGUCAAGGUGCUUUCAGCAACAAUCCUCUUCUAGCAAGUGGCAAACUCGUCCGGCCAGUGUGGAGAGCACCUGAAGGUGUGGACAAGGGCAAGCAGCGGGAGCCAGAUAGAAAGAGUGUAUGGCGAAGAGUGCAAGAUGAUAGUGAAGAUAAUGAGCGCUGGAUCUUGGAUGGUGGCCUACAUGGAUAUGGCAAAGAGACCAGGCUGAUGGAAGAUGGAAGUCAGCAAGAGUGUGGCUAGGAGACGCACCUCCUCGUCUCCGGUCUUGCAUGGUGUUUAUGAGAUCUCUCCCUUAUUACUCCGUCCCAACUCCGUACCAGGUAGGAAUGAGACGACAAUGCUUCGACC
Molecule: messenger RNA, 1937 nt
Organism: Exophiala oligosperma
Lineage: Eukaryota; Fungi; Ascomycota; Eurotiomycetes; Chaetothyriales; Herpotrichiellaceae
Exons: 1
Coding region: 153-1829 (558 amino acids)
Biological process (GO): regulation of DNA-templated transcription
Cellular component (GO): nucleus
Molecular function (GO): zinc ion binding
Source: RefSeq, a predicted model, not a curated record